Dendroctonus ponderosae (mountain pine beetle) is the source of this 1179-nucleotide messenger RNA. RefSeq lists its product as uncharacterized. Lineage: Eukaryota; Metazoa; Arthropoda; Insecta; Coleoptera; Curculionidae. Gene Ontology annotation, biological process: recombinational repair. The record is from RefSeq and is a predicted model, not a curated record. The transcript is spliced from 4 exons. Bases 145 to 1104 code for a protein of 319 amino acids.
ACUGACAACACCUGUCAUGUUUAUUUCAUUCCUGGCCUUAACCUGCACCCAGUGUUUACAUUUCAACAAAAACAGCAUUAGCCAAUUUCAACCCCAAUUCGCUCAAAAAUUCAUAAUGUGGGGGGUUUUACAAAGUACAUAUUAAUGGCAGAAGACCCUAACGUUGACAAUAGGCAUUGCUUUGCAGCUCCAGCAGAGCCGUCGCACCAAGCCAAAAAAGCUAAAUUGAGCCCACAGUCUGCAGGCAUAAAGCGGCUAUUUCCUGGACCUGCAGGGCUUCUAACCGCGGAUCAUGUGGAGCAAACAGACUUGUGCUCCCAAAACACGUCCCGGUCCUUCCAGGAGGGGCCAUGGAAAGAUAUGGCCAAGGACUCUGAGCCCCUUUACGACCAUUUCAACAUCGCCUGGAUCAAAGGGCAGCCGAAAGGCAACCAGUCCACUAUUCAAAAGAUUCCAUUCCUGGCUGGAGUUGUGCUGUUCUUAGAGGUAGUUGACCGGCAAAGCCAGAAAUCAGUAAAUGUCACACUGAGGGACCCAACUGGCACCAUUCGGGGAAACAUUGUUCAGAGCCUCUAUGAGGAGCACGAGCCCCUUUUCACUGUGGGCGCCGUUCUGGUUCUGGUGGAAUUUGGGGUACUUUCAUGCAGCUGCGAUCACUGCGACAAUCACCACCUCACCAUCACGCCCAAAAAUCUAAGCGCCAUUUAUGGCCCGACUAAUCUGGUGAUUCGUCCCAUUAGUCCACAGGAUGUUCUGAAAAGCUUCCAGAGGAAGCAGGAGGAGAUUUUGGAGCAGAAAAACAACCGAGUGUGUAGGCCCCGAGCGGUCUCACGUCCGGCGAUCGCGGCUUUGCAGAUGCAGAAACGUGCACAAUUCAGACGCAAUCCAGCUACUAGUGGAAACCCCACAAGGAAGCUGUUUACCUUCAAGAAGUUGGGGAGCGACCCGCCGAGCCCCCAUCCUCAUAAAGAGGCGGUUUCAAAGAAACCCAAUGGGGAAGGGAAGGGAACGUGUGUUACAGUGGCGGAUGUUGCCCAUGAGCAACUGUGGAAGGAGAUGUUGAGUGAUGUGGACCUGGACGCUUUAUUUGAAGACGAUUUUUAGCAGAACUUUUUUCAAACACUGACAGUUAUAUUAGGAGGCAACAUUUUCUUUUGUUGGAAUAUACAGUUUGUUUAG